GAUUGUAGUUAGAGCUCUGCUCUAAAUGAGAUGGUGGUGACUCUGUCUGUGCUCCUGUGGGUGUUUCAUGUCGCCGCGUCGUCUCCUCAUGAAGCUUAUGGAGUCGACUCUGAGAAUCCUAAUGAGCUUAACAACAGUGACCCAGACAUGGACUAUCUUCGUCCUGUGCUGUGUCAAAGUGCGUGCCGCCCACGAGAAACUUUAGUCAAGGUUUGGCAUGAGUUCCCUGAGGAAAUGCAUUACACCAUUUCUCCUUGUUAUGUACCUGUGCAGCGCUGUGGGGGGUUCUGUGGUGACGAGGCUACAGUGUGUGUGCCUGUGAAAAACGACACUGUUCUGGUGCAGGUGCAACGGAUAAGUGACCCCAUUGUGAUGAUUGAGUUACCAUUUGUUCAGCACAGUGGCUGUAGUUGCAGAUCCAGGGAGAGUCUGAGUGCCUCAUUUGUACACUUUUAGAACAAAGUGCCUGAAACCUCUACCAAAAAUGAUGCAGUGAAAUGUUGCAAAGGUGUUUUCCAGAGUACGGUAACCAAGCUGUUUUGUGCAGUUGUGAAACACUAUUUGCAGAAUUGAAAACACCAUUACCAGGGCUAUCAGUACACUGUUGAGAGAAAGUGUCUAAAAACUCUACUAUUCAAAGUUUAAAAUAGUAAAAAUACUGUUAUGUUUUCCACAGUAUAGUAACCAAAUUUACAACAUUUCUAGAUCAGUUGGAAACACUAGCAUCAGGGGUAUCCCUAUUAGUCAGUGGAUGAAAGAACAAUUGAAUGAAUGACAUUUGGCAGUCACAUCUGAAGUAAAUGUUGAAAACAAAGAUUUCCCACGAUGAUAGAGAAACACGGGGAAGACUCCAACCUUGAAUACUUCUGACAGCUGCUCAUAGACCACUGUAGUCGUGUCGUCAUUUUGUAGUCGGCGCCAUGUUCUUAUGCCCAUAUUAGGAACUCCGGGUCUGAUCUC
This is a messenger RNA of Colossoma macropomum (tambaqui), 960 nucleotides long. Its product is annotated as vascular endothelial growth factor B. The transcript has 5 exons. Gene Ontology annotation, molecular function: growth factor activity; vascular endothelial growth factor receptor binding; chemoattractant activity. The record is from RefSeq and is a predicted model, not a curated record. Gene Ontology annotation, cellular component: membrane. Gene Ontology annotation, biological process: positive regulation of mast cell chemotaxis; response to hypoxia; positive regulation of angiogenesis. NCBI's taxonomy places the organism in Eukaryota, Metazoa, Chordata, Actinopteri, Characiformes, Serrasalmidae. The coding region runs from base 31 to 456 and encodes 141 amino acids.